Molecule: messenger RNA, 1326 nt
Organism: Drosophila erecta
Lineage: Eukaryota; Metazoa; Arthropoda; Insecta; Diptera; Drosophilidae
Product: methyltransferase-like protein 9
Exons: 3
Coding region: 190-1107 (305 amino acids)
Molecular function (GO): protein-L-histidine N-pros-methyltransferase activity
Source: RefSeq, a predicted model, not a curated record
UGAACUUUUAUGGAGCUGGUCACGCCUUCUUAUCGAUAGACCUUUUCAACUCUGCAAGACACCAGAAUCCAGCCCUGAAAAAUACCGUACUCCAGUUCUUCAAACGGGAAAAAUGAUGGCAAAAUUAAUCUGAAACACACAACAUAAGAAAAUGUAAAUAAAGCACAAUUAUAAAUUAACUCCGUUAUCAUGGCUGUUUAUCGACCCCGCGGCACCCUGGCCAGGGUAAUCCACGCGAAAUUCCACAACGACAACUCUCUGGAGGACAUAGACACCCGAAAGUGGUACUGCCUAAACCAGGAGCUGCCGCCAAGAUUCCAGGCCAAGUUCGUGCCGCUCGAGCCGGAUGCCACCACGGUGAGCUGGCUAGAGCGCACCAAGGCGCUUUCGGCGAACAUCUGGACCCACUUGUGGCACGCACUGGCGCGGUCAAUCCUGCAGUUCUUCAUGACCCAGACGGAUAUCAACGGGUUCCUGAAGCGCGGUUCCAUGUUCAUACUGUCCGAGGAGCAGUUUCGCAAGCUGCUGGUAGCAGGCGGCUUUCAGCCUGCCAGCGGCCAAGAACCUGUCACGUUACUGGACAUUGGAGCCGGGGACGGUGAGAUUUCGCUGCGAGUGGCCAACACCGUUUCCGAGCUGAGCGGAAGUGCAGGGCUGCGGGUCUUCGCCACUGAAGCCAGUUGGACCAUGCGCGACCGGCUGAAGAAGCUGAACUUCAACGUAAUCACCGAGAUAGACGGUCUGCAGAACCUGGAGUUGAUUCUGUGCCUCAACGUACUGGACCGGUGUUUCGAUUCCUUCAAGCUGCUCGAGGACAUUCACCUGGCACUCGCUCCCAAUGGUCGAGCCGUUGUGGCCUUAGUACUUCCCUACAUGCACUAUGUGGAGACGAACACCUCGCAUCUGCCCCUGCGCCCGCUUCUGGAGAACAACGGGCGGCAGGCGUCGUUCGAGGAGGAGGCAGCCAGGUUUAUGGAGCUGCUGGAGAGCUGCGGCUUCCGCGUGGAGUCGUGGACCAAGGCACCGUACUUGUGCGAGGGAGAUCUCCACCAGUCGUUCUAUUGGUUAAUCGAUUUAAUUGUUGUCAUUUCCAAGAAGACAUUCUAGAUCAAAGCUUCCAGAUCUUGAAACCAAUCUUUCUGCAGUAAUUAUAUCCGUUUUCCUCGUAGAGUUAAGUGGCUGCAUUGAAAACUGAGCAUUUAUACUUAAUACAAUUGUAGGCUAUAAACUAGUUAAACAAUUUAUUCUAAAAGAAUUACCAAAAAUGUAAAUGGAUAAACACUUUUAAAUUAAAGGGUGAGAUUCUAAGCCGCGUUCAAAACUGAA